Molecule: messenger RNA, 1628 nt
Organism: Acomys russatus (golden spiny mouse)
Lineage: Eukaryota; Metazoa; Chordata; Mammalia; Rodentia; Muridae
Gene: Pskh1
Product: protein serine kinase H1
Exons: 3
Coding region: 220-1494 (424 amino acids)
Biological process (GO): protein phosphorylation
Molecular function (GO): protein kinase activity; ATP binding
Source: RefSeq, a predicted model, not a curated record
GCCGUCCGAGUUUGUUUUGGCGUCGGGCGCGCGCAGCAAUGACGUCAUGACGCUGACGCGGGAGGAUGGCGGCGGAGGCGCCCGUGGCCUGGGCCGGGAGACGGUGGGCUGAGCCGCCGAGACUCCGAAGAGCCCGCCGCCCGCGCGAGGUGUAGACGGGGCACUGCCUACAGAGCAGGUCCUGCCAGCCUCACUGGAGAGGAUGCCCCCGUGUCAGUGAUGGGCUGUGGGACAAGCAAGGUCCUUCCUGAGCCACCCAAGGAUGUCCAGCUGGAUCUGGUCAAGAAAGUGGAGCCGUUCAGUGGCACUAAGAAUGAUGUAUACAAGCACUUCAUCACAGAGGGGGACAGUGUUGGCCCUCUCAAAGCUGGGUUUCCAGCUCCCAGUCAGUAUGCACCUCCCUGUCCUGGUGUUCCCACUACUGGCCACACAGAGCCUCCCUCAGAACCACCACGCAGGGCCAAGGUGGCAAAGUACAGGGCCAAAUUUGACCCACGUGUGACAGCUAAGUAUGAUAUCAAGGCCCUGAUUGGCCGAGGCAGCUUUAGCAGAGUGGUACGUGUGGAGCACCGGGCAACCAGACAGCCAUAUGCUAUCAAGAUGAUUGAGACCAAAUACCGAGAAGGGCGGGAGGUGUGUGAGUCUGAGCUGCGAGUGCUGCGUCGCGUGCGCCAUGCCAACAUCAUCCAGCUGGUGGAAGUGUUUGAGACACAGGAGCGUGUGUACAUGGUGAUGGAGCUGGCCACUGGUGGUGAGCUCUUUGACCGGAUUAUUGCCAAGGGUUCUUUCACUGAGCGGGAUGCCACAAGAGUGCUGCAAAUGGUACUGGAUGGUGUGCGCUAUCUGCAUGCCCUUGGCAUCACACACCGAGACCUCAAGCCUGAGAAUCUCCUCUACUACCACCCAGGCACUGACUCCAAGAUCAUCAUCACUGACUUUGGCUUGGCCAGUGCCCGAAAGAAAGGUGAUGACUGCCUGAUGAAGACCACCUGUGGCACACCUGAAUACAUUGCUCCUGAGGUCCUGGUUCGAAAACCCUACACCAAUUCCGUGGAUAUGUGGGCACUGGGUGUCAUUGCCUACAUCUUGCUCAGUGGCACCAUGCCCUUUGAAGAUGACAACCGCACCCGGCUAUACCGGCAGAUCCUCAGGGGCAAAUACAGUUAUUUGGGGGAGCCCUGGCCUAGUGUAUCUAAUCUAGCCAAGGACUUCAUUGACCGCCUGCUGACAGUGGACCCUGGAGCCCGGAUGACUGCACUACAGGCCCUAAGACACCCAUGGGUAGUAAGCAUGGCAGCCUCUUCAUCCAUGAAGAAUCUGCACCGAUCCAUCUCCCAGAAUCUCCUCAAGCGUGCUUCUUCUCGUUGCCAGAGCACCAAAUCCUCCCAGUCCACACGUUCCAGCCGCUCCACACGCUCCAACAAGUCGCGCCGUGUUCGGGAGCGUGAAUUGCGCGAGCUCAACCUCCGUUAUCAACAGCAGUAUAACGGCUGAGCCACCAGCUGUGACAUGGACACACUCUCAUCUCAUCCUGGCCACUCUCUGCCAUGUCACCUGGGCCCAAUACCUUCUCUGUAGCUAGGCCUCAUGGCCAGCAGUAUGUAGAGCAUGCCUGGGCCCAGCUCUUC